Molecule: messenger RNA, 867 nt
Organism: Hyla sarda
Lineage: Eukaryota; Metazoa; Chordata; Amphibia; Anura; Hylidae
Gene: PCNP
Product: PEST proteolytic signal containing nuclear protein
Exons: 5
Coding region: 132-635 (167 amino acids)
Biological process (GO): protein ubiquitination; proteasome-mediated ubiquitin-dependent protein catabolic process
Cellular component (GO): nucleus
Source: RefSeq, a predicted model, not a curated record
AGACGCUAGCUCUGCGCGUAGGCGAGCGACUAUCUAGACACAGAAGCACCAGCUCUAUGGUUACACGGCUGGAUGGAGGUUCGGCCUGUGGAAGAUGUGACGUCAUGACUGUCUAGUUAUCGCUGAGAAAAAUGGCGGAUAAGAAGGAGCAACAAGGAGGACCAGAAGAAGACGCAGAAAACACAGUGAACACUAAGCCUGUUUCUUCCAGCAAUGGAGGGGAAAGCUCAGGCCGGGGGGCAGAGAAGAGACCAGCCGCCCCCCCAUCCCCCGAGGAAGCCAUCGCCCAGCCCUGCCCAGCCAAAGUCUCCAAGAUCGGCUUUGCCCUAGGAGGUCAGCCUGGAAAGAAGGCACCCGCCAUAUCCAUUAAGCUGGGCGCUUCCAAACCAAAGGAUGUACCUCCUGCUGUAGUUCCAAAAAAAAGCUUAAUAGCUGCAGUAUUUAAUGAUGAGGAUGAUAGUGAACCUGAAGAAAUGCCCCCAGAAGCAAAGAUGAGGAUGAAAAAUAUUGGAAGGGAUACCCCGACUUCAGCAGGACCAAAUUCAUUCAACAAAGGAAAGCAUGGAUUUUCAGACAACCAGAAGCUAUGGGAGAGGAAUAUUAAGUCACAGUUGGAACAUGUUCCAGAUGACUGACUGGUGUAGAAGGCUUGUGGGAGGGUCUAAUGUUCAAAUAUUAUUUUUUUUCCAUUUGGAUCCCUUUGCAAUUGGAAUGAGUUUUGGUGUUUUGUUUGUUCUACUUUUUUGAAGGAACUUCCAUGGCACAGAAACAAUAACUAAUUAUAAUUCUGUUUUGUAUCUCGUUUUCACUUGUUAUGCUGUUUGUCUAUAGUUAUCAUUUAUUGUUAAUAAAACCUUGUUUUGUCCA